CAUUAUAUCUCCUAUCAUGCAUUCAUAGUAUCACCUGCCUGUAUACACUACAAUGGAGCCCCUGACAUUCGUCUAUGGCGAGGAUGACGACCCCCCGGCAGAGACAACGCCCUUCAUUGUUCAAUCAACUAUCUUCGAAAACAAAAUAACUGACAUCUUCCGCCGAUACCUCCAAACCGAAGAUAAAUCAGAAGAUAGCUUAAGCUUGACUAGCGCAGCACAGGCAAUUAUAGAACUGCUUCCGGAUCCCCCAGACCCGCGAGGAUAUUCAAUGGAGCUCUCAACUUUAUGGGAGUUAUGUAUCGAGACCGCCCAGCAGAUCCCCUACUAUCACAUAUGUCAGAUGAAGCUGGCACGGCUCCUUCUCGUUCUACAGCAUUCACCUAAGACCGCAUUUACUAUUACUUGGGAUCGGGCUAGGGACAUUAAGUUUACGUAUCAUUUAAAUCUCUUGAAAGAGACAAGUCGUGAUAUCUACGACCCCGCUUUCGAGCCUCAACAUUGCGCCGCGGAUUCGACUCCCGAAGAUGGCCGGCGCUGGGUCAACACAGUUGCAUUUUACGCCCAUAUGUAUGCUCUGAGCGGUGGGACGCGAUUCACUACAUAUUGUACCUGGACUAUGCAUGAUGCAUUCAUGUCUACAGCAUCUACCAAGUAUGACGCUCUAGACUGUCAUAUAUCUGCCGCUGCACAAUGGAUAUUAUGUGCUGGACAGAAUAUUUUCUCGGCCAUCCUAAUCCCUCCAGAGGAAGAACAUAGCAUGGUGCUAUCCAGAGAACCUUGGACGCUAGGAGAAUGGCGACGCUGGAAGGCUGGAUUUGCAGCGGCAGAAGCAGAAGAGAAUCUACAGCAGGAAACCAGACAGCUUGCAAAGAGAUCUAUCAUUCUGAUGGAAGCACUCGAGGCCACUAUGAUAAGUGGCCGGCGUGCGACUGGGGGAUAACUUUGCCUGGUUAGGCUAUAGACUAGGCACUCUUUGAUCGAGAGGGGAUAAUAAAGACGAUAGAGAUUUCUUAUAUAGGGGACUUCGUGAUAGG
Messenger RNA from Daldinia vernicosa, 1037 nucleotides. RefSeq lists its product as uncharacterized. NCBI's taxonomy places the organism in Eukaryota, Fungi, Ascomycota, Sordariomycetes, Xylariales, Hypoxylaceae. Bases 53 to 943 code for a protein of 296 amino acids. The transcript is spliced from 3 exons. The record is from RefSeq and is a predicted model, not a curated record.